AUGGAUGAUAUUAUGUGGCUUCGAUUUCUUAUGAUGGUUUCCAUCUUUGCAGUUUUAUGCAAUGGUUAUGAAGACAGGUACUCUUGUGAUUUUAACGGUCGCUGGUGUAUGUGGUAUCCUAAAAACCUGACCGAUACUUGCAACUGGAAAUUAAACGACGGACAAUAUCAAGGAAAGCAAGGAUACGUUGUUUUAGAUGGUGCCAAUAACUGCUACGCCCAACUUAGAUGGGCAUUUCUCUGGUUUCCUGUUAAUCCCAAAAUGAUUACAUUUGAAUAUUAUGUAACGGGACCAGGACCAUAUUCAUUGAAUGUUACGUCUGAAAAAAGCUAUAAACCAGAAUGGACUUGUCAAAUUCAACCAGGAGAUCAAAAGAGAGUGGGUCGUGCGGCCCCCAUGCGAGUAUCGAAAAAUGUUACCUCCACCAUGGCUCACCUUUCUUCUUGCUCAAUCACUUCUGCUGCUUCUAUGGCCAACGAUGUCUCUCUGUCUAUCGGCCCAUAUGAUGCCCAAUAUGAAAGGGGACCUGUCUACGAAGUUCCAGUAAUUCUGCGUUGUGUUUCCCCAUUCGUUACUUCGACAUUUUCCCACUAG
Molecule: messenger RNA, 594 nt
Organism: Acanthosepion pharaonis
Lineage: Eukaryota; Metazoa; Mollusca; Cephalopoda; Sepiida; Sepiidae
Source: the annotation of a GenBank genome assembly